Molecule: messenger RNA, 4080 nt
Organism: Leishmania major strain Friedlin
Lineage: Eukaryota; Euglenozoa; Kinetoplastea; Trypanosomatida; Trypanosomatidae
Product: putative DNA repair helicase
Exons: 1
Coding region: 1-4080 (1359 amino acids)
Biological process (GO): nucleobase-containing compound metabolic process; establishment of sister chromatid cohesion
Cellular component (GO): nucleus
Molecular function (GO): DNA helicase activity; hydrolase activity, acting on acid anhydrides, in phosphorus-containing anhydrides; DNA binding
Source: RefSeq, a predicted model, not a curated record
AUGCUGCUGAACAGCAUCCUCUCGUAUCUCUUCGAUCCUGUUGAAGACGCCAAGGAUGUUGACGGCACAGCGAGCGGGAGCGGCAGCAGCGUAGUUGCUGAGCCACCUGCUGCGAUGGCGACUGCUUCUACUCAUGACUCGGAAAAGGCCGCUCUGGACUAUUCCCCGCCCUCACCGACUCUGGACGAAGUGCUCCGUCAACGACAACUAGAGGAAGAGAUGGUGCAGGUGCGUCGAGAGCGGCGCGCACGCGUUCGCGCGCAGCGGCGGCAGAUUCGGCAGGCCCGCAAGCUCAUGCGCCUUCAGCAGCAACUAACCAACAGCGGUGGCGAGCACGACUUUCUGCUCACCCAAGACCCCCUCGCGUGGUAUGCAGAGCAGCUUUCGAUGAAGAAGGCGAGGCUCCGUGGUGACGACCUCGUAGACCUGCACAGCGCAAGCUCACUCUCUUCGUCUUCGUCAUCAUCAUCCUCGUCCUCUUCCGCGCGUGAGGACGAUGACGACGCGGAGGCCCAGCUUGAGGCGGCGCUCUCAACACUCAUUCCUCUGCGCAAGCCGAAGGUCUACUUUGCCAGCCGCACCCACACGCAGCUGCAGCAGCUGAUGGAGGAUCUGCAGCGCACCGCCUUUGCCCGGCUACCGCUGCGACCGCGGCAUCGCAAAAUCGAGCCGCUGGAAAGUGCAGCUGGGCGAACGGCGGGGGAGGGGAUGGGGGGGGUUAACGACACCGAUGACCCUGCUACCUCUUCAAAGUCCUUGGGCUCUCCUACCCAUGCGUGUCCUGUAGCGGCAGCAUCACGACCAACGCCUUCACGACAGCAGCAGCAGCCUCGCCGUCUCACAGCCGUACACGUGGCUGGCAGACCGCACCUCUGCUUGAACGCAGCCCUGCGUCGCAAGGCUGGUGGCAACAAUGACCGCCUGAACUACUACUGCCGUGAGGCCAUGCACUUCGAGCGCUCCAAGCAGGGACGGCAGUACCGGCGCCAGCAGCAAGAGCACCCGCAAUACCAGCCGCCUCACCUCACCGACCGCCCUGCCGUACGCAACAUCGAAGAUGCCACGGGGGUGCAGCAAGAGCUGGAGGACGACAAGGGAUGCGUGUACUGUGUCGAGUCGCACCUCCGCUCCUUGAUGACGUACCUACGUGACGAACAGCGUCGUGCGGAUGCGGCCACAGACCCCGUCGACGCUGCCAGCGGCGGUGCCAGUGCUUCCGGCAACGGUGGCCCGCCCUCUUCAGUCUACACCAUGGACCGCCUUCGGCGACUGGGGGCGGAGCUGCAGGCAUGCCCGUACCUCGCCACGCGCCUCCUCCUCAGGGGGGCCGACGUGGCCUUUAUCCCGUACGGCUACGUCCUCGACGAGGGCCAGCGAGCCGUGCUUCUCGGCGGUGCAGCAACGAACCCGGCGACGGCAGCAGAGGCGGCGGCUGUUUUCGCGACGCCCAGUCGAUCCACCCCGGCGGCUGAGGGUGGCGGCGCCUUGCAAAACGAUGUCGCACCGCACAGCCCCCCGUCCCUCGGCACCGUUCUCUAUCAUCGGCGCCAGCGUGUCACGGCCACGGCGACCUUCAGGCGGCGACGGCAGCAGCAGCAGCAGCGUGGUGGCAAUGUGUACGGGGGCGACGACGACGACGAGGGGGAGGAGGAGGCGAUAUGGAGUACGAUGGCGCGCAGUGCACCGCCUUCUCUUUGCGGGGACAUCUUCGUAUUCGAUGAGGCGCACAACAUCGCCGAUCACUGCCGCUCAACCAGCACCGUCACUGUGGCCCCAUGGCAUCUCCUGCUCGCUCGACGGCUCUUCGAGACGUACCUGGCGCGUUACGCGUCGCGACUGCUGACGCGCAACAAGCAGCGGCUUCGCGAGCUCGUGCAUUUUCUGAGCAAGCUGUCGGGCUUCUGCGAGCGCGCAGACUCCGCUGCCGUCCUCGGGGAGGGUGGGGGCGGGGAAGGCGACAUCGCACCAUCACUCUCAGCGCCGUCACCACCACUCAUGCGACUCCCCCAGCCAUCGACGACGACUCCAACAACCGCCGCACGCACGCUUGUCCUACCCUUCCACACAUUUCUCUUCGAUGCCGGCAUCGACAGCGUCGACGUGUACGCGUUCCUGACCUUCCUGGUCGACUCGCAGCUGUUGAUGAAGCUGCAGGGGUUCGUCUCCUAUGCACUGGAUGCGGAGCUGCAGCAGGAAAGAGAGUCGGUGUCGACAGCGAUGAGAACGACGAUGACCGUCAGCGGCACGGACAGCAGCGCAGGCUCGACGGCUGGCGUGAAGCGGCAGCGUGGCAGCGGCGUCGGUGUAGGCGUCAGCGAUGCGCAUAACGAGGCACAGCGGCAGCGGCGCCUCUUGGCAUCUCUUGACCUUCCCGACAAUCACAAGAAGACAGCUGAGGGGGAAGCUGCACCUCCCCACCUCUCACUCGCGGAACACCUCUCGCAGCAGCUGCAGCCGGCCGGUGUGGCGAUGACGGCGGCAGCGCACGCAGGCGCAGUCGCCCCGGCUGACCCCGUGCAGCUACGCGCGUUGACGGCCGAGGCGCUGCAGUGCGUCGAGCGACUUCUCUGUGCGCUGUACGUCUCCAACACCACCUCGACGAGGGUGCUGUGGACGCCGUCAUCCUUGUCACCGACGUCACCGGCACGGCCCGCAGGUUGCGCCGUGCGACAGGGGGCACUGAAGGUUAUACAGCUAGAGCCUGGUAUGUACACCUUCGCCCCACUGGUGCUGGAGGCGAGGGCCGUGGUGCUGGCCGGCGGCACAAUGCAGCCGCUGGCCUUCACAUGUGGACCCCUGCUGCCCGCGCAGGCAAUGGUUGGUGGCGACGCUGGCGGUGAUUGUGGUACCGCGAGCACGAUUGGGCGAUCUGCCGUAGAAGUGGCUGUUGAAGGAAUCGGCGGCAGCGACUACGUCCACUGCAUCGACGCGUCGUUGCAGGGCGGUGUUGCACCUGCGCCUGGUCCGUCUGCCUUUCACCUCAUCUCCGAGGGCCACGUCGUGCCAUCGUCGUCAGUGCAAGUAUGGGCCCUCGGUAUCGGACCAAGCGGACUUCGAAUGGAGCUCAGCCAGCAGGCGCUCGGUCUGCGAAGCAAUGCCGCCAGCACGUCCAACGACACCGGCUCUUCACGCAUCGGUGUCAGCAGCAUCAUCAGCCCACACGCCCACCGUGUGCUAGCGGAGGUGGGGUGCACGCUGCUAAACCUCGCCCGAGUGCUUCCGCCCGCUGGCGCCAUCUGCUUCUUCACGUCGUACGACGUCAUGGACGCCGUCGUGGCCGUGCUGGAGAGCACUGGCUACUACGCUCAGAUCAGCGACGUAAAGCGAAUCUUCAAGGAGACGCGCAACGGCGGCGGCGGCGGCGGCGGCGGCGGAGGAGGAGGGCGGAUCACCGCCGGCGGAACGGACGGAGGUGGCGGCGAGGCCAUCGCAGAGCUUCUGCGCGAGUACCAGGAGUGGAUCAGCGGUGAACCUGCCAGUCACGGCGCUGCUGAGCGUGCGCCGGGACCGUCGUCGACUACCGCGUCCUCGCCUGUCAGCACAGCUGCCGCGUCCCAGCAGCGGCAGAAGCCGUCCCGUCGCGGUGCCUUCCUGUUCGCCGUGAUGGGAGGUCGCCUGUCGGAGGGGAUCAACUUCGCCGAUGACCUCGGCCGUGCGGUCGUCGUGCUUGGCAUGCCGUACGCGAACCCCACCGACGUGGAGAUGCGGAUGAACCUAAAGCACAUUGUCGCGACACGGCUAAGGGCGAACGCCGACGCGGAUCGUCGCGGCAUGCGUGGGACGGCAGGGUCAGCAUCCACGCCCUCGCCCGCAUCCUCGUCCCCGUUCACGUGCGCAGAGGAGUGGGGCUUGUACAUGGACAGCAUGAUGCGCACCGUCAACCAGUGCAUCGGCCGCUGCAUCCGCCACGCCGGGGACUAUGCGACGAUCAUCCUGCUCGACGCGCGGUACACGGAGCGGCCGGACGCUCGCCGACGCGUCUCUGCGUGGCUGCAGCCGUCCAUGCGUGUAGCGCAGACGUUCGGCCAAUGCUUCAGCGGUGUCCGCGAGUUCUUCGCGGAGCGGCAGCCGAAGGGCUGA